CCGAUGGACUACUCCUACCUCAAUUCGUACGACUCGUGCGUGGCGGCCAUGGAGGCGUCCGCCUACGGCGACUUCGGCGCCUGCAGCCAGCCUGGUGGCUUCCAAUACAGUCCCCUGCGGCCUGCCUUCCCCGCCGCGGGGCCACCUUGCCCCGCGCUCGGCUCCUCCAACUGUGCGCUUGGCGCCCUACGCGACCACCAGCCCGCGCCCUACUCGGCAGUGCCCUACAAGUUCUUCCCGGAGCCGUCGGGCCUGCAUGAGAAACGCAAGCAGCGGCGUAUCCGCACAACGUUCACGAGUGCGCAGCUCAAGGAGUUGGAGCGCGUCUUCGCCGAGACCCACUACCCCGAUAUUUACACACGCGAGGAACUGGCGCUCAAGAUCGACCUCACUGAGGCUCGCGUGCAGGUCUGGUUCCAGAACCGCCGGGCCAAGUUCCGCAAACAGGAGCGCGCGGCCAGCGCCAAAGGCGCGGCGGGAGCGACGGGAGCCAAAAAGGGCGAGGCGCGCUGCUCGUCCGAGGACGACGACUCCAAGGAGUCCACGUGCAGCCCCACGCCCGACAGCACCGCGUCGCUGCCGCCGCCGCCCGCACCCAGCCUGGCCAGCCCGCGCCUGAGUCCCAGUCCUCUGCCCGCCGCGCUGGGCUCCGGGCCCGGGCCCCAGCCACUCAAGGGCGCAUUGUGGGCGGGGGUGGCGGGCGGCGGGGGCGGCGGGCCCGGCGCGGGAGCAGCGGAGCUGCUUAAGGCUUGGCAGCCCGCGGAGCCGGGUCCCGGGCCCUUCUCCGGAGUUCUGUCUUCUUUUCACCGGAAGCCCGGCCCCGCUCUGAAGACAAACCUCUUCUAGCCGCGGGCGUCUGGAGGCACCCAGCCUGCCCCAAGAGACACCCCUACCCUACUGGACCCGACAGUCCCUCCCUAUCCCGGCCGCCUGCCUGGAAGCUCCCCGUCGUCCCCACUACCCAGCGUCUGAUCCCUAGAUGUGGCCUCCCCUUCGUUGUAAAACAAGCCAGGGCCACUCUCGUCCUCACCCACCCGCACCCAGCGGAGGAGUACUCACACCCGGAUCCCGUCCAGGGCGGCCAGAAGCCCUUUCUAGCUUGGCUUUCUUAGGAACCGGGAUCAAAUUACACCUGUCCCUAACACAGUGCCCAAUCUUAAAGCGUCCUAGGAGGCCGAAUUGACAGCUCCUACUUCAGCUAGUCGGGCCAGCCACUCCUUAAAAUCAGAAACCUGAAGGGACCCACUGCCAAUUUCCUAACGAGUCACCUCUCAUCCCUAGCCAGUCCGGUGCAGAGGGAAGACACACACUAGAGGGGAAAAGCUGUCGGGGAAUGGAACAAAGUAGCUUUCCUUUUCCCUUUUUUUUUCUUUCAAAAAACUUGUAAUUUAUUAAGGUGAUUUUGCUCAAUCCAAAUAAAACUUAAUUUAUUGAAGA
Peromyscus eremicus (cactus mouse) is the source of this 1437-nucleotide messenger RNA. RefSeq names its product paired like homeobox 2A (gene Phox2a). The transcript has 3 exons. Gene Ontology annotation, molecular function: RNA polymerase II transcription regulatory region sequence-specific DNA binding; DNA-binding transcription factor activity, RNA polymerase II-specific. NCBI's taxonomy places the organism in Eukaryota, Metazoa, Chordata, Mammalia, Rodentia, Cricetidae. The coding region runs from base 4 to 846 and encodes 280 amino acids. The record is from RefSeq and is a predicted model, not a curated record. Gene Ontology annotation, biological process: regulation of transcription by RNA polymerase II.